This is a messenger RNA of Lactuca sativa (garden lettuce), 656 nucleotides long. RefSeq lists its product as uncharacterized. The record is from RefSeq and is a predicted model, not a curated record. Lineage: Eukaryota; Viridiplantae; Streptophyta; Magnoliopsida; Asterales; Asteraceae.
UCUUAAAAACACAUAGAUUCUCGAACUCUUCGAGGCAAACUAAAAAUGAAGUUUCUGCUCACUCUUUUUUCUUGUUGUGGCAUUUAUGAAUCCAGGUCUUCAUCGGUUUUUAAGGAGAAAAACAAUAAAAGUCAUAAUGUCAGUUUGGUUCGUGAAAAGAAGCUUGGUGGUGGUCGUGGUGGCGGCAAUGGUGGUGGUAAAGGUGGUAAAACAGUUGGGAAAAAUGGACACUGGCGGCCGUCGCUAUGCACGAUUUAUGAGGAAGAUGUGGUCAAGACAAAAAGAAUACAAGUGUAUGUACCGAGUAAUGCACCUUCUGGAUACAAGCAUGAGUUCGUGUUACAAGGUUCAUGGGAUAUGUUUUCGCCUGUCCCAACAUCGUUUUUGUUUUAGAUUGUGAUUAGCAAAAUCAGCCGGUAGAUGGAAGCUGUAUUCAUCAAACUAGUUAAAAACUUAUAAAAAAUAUAGAAUUACAUAGAACACUAAAAGUUAAAAGCUCCAAUAGAAAAUAUUAAAAUGUGUUUUGGAUUAUGAUCUUUUGGUAUAAAAGCUUUUCUCUUUUUCCUUUUUUUAGAGUUAAAAGAUCUACAUUUCUAUAUGUAUUCCUCAUUGUAUAUUUUUUUCCAAUAAAUUACAAUAUAAAGAAGGUUUUGUUA